CCAUCAACUUCCGCUCGGCGAUCUCCGGCAGAUUGCUGUCUUUUUCUUUCUUUUCCGUCAAUCGUAGGCUUCGAUAGUGAAACACAUUUCGUGUCGCUUAGCAAAUAAAUUGCCACAAUGUCCGACGUCGAAGUUGAAGCCCCGAGUGCGCCCGUCGAUGGCUCGAUGGAUGUCAACACCGCCCUCCAGGAGGUGCUGAAGAAGUCGCUGAUCGCCGACGGACUGGUGCACGGUAUUCACGAAGCGUGCAAGGCGCUCGACAAACGCCAGGCCGUGCUGUGCAUUCUGGCCGAGAGCUGCGACGAGCCGCAGUACAAGAAGCUGAUCACGGCCCUGUGCAACGAGCACCAGAUUCCACUGAUCCGUGUCGAUUCCAACAAGAAGCUCGGCGAAUGGUCCGGCCUGUGCAAGAUUGACAAGGAAGGCAAGCCCCGAAAGAUUUGCGGCGCCUCCUGCGUCGUGCUGAAGGAUUUCGGAGAGGAGACUCCAGCCCUCGACGUCAUCAAGGAGCACCUUCGGCAGACAGCCUAAACCACAGUUGCCGCCGUACAUUAUGAGUUAUUUUGUGAACGUGUAAGAAGAUCACACAUAAACCGAGGUGUAUCCUGCUGAAAGAUUACACAAAACCACUA
This is a messenger RNA of Anopheles coluzzii, 632 nucleotides long. RefSeq names its product 40S ribosomal protein S12 (gene RpS12). Lineage: Eukaryota; Metazoa; Arthropoda; Insecta; Diptera; Culicidae. Gene Ontology annotation, cellular component: ribosome; cytosolic small ribosomal subunit. The record is from RefSeq and is a predicted model, not a curated record. Bases 118 to 531 code for a protein of 137 amino acids. Gene Ontology annotation, biological process: translation. The transcript has 4 exons. Gene Ontology annotation, molecular function: structural constituent of ribosome.